Molecule: messenger RNA, 1635 nt
Organism: Triticum aestivum (bread wheat)
Lineage: Eukaryota; Viridiplantae; Streptophyta; Magnoliopsida; Poales; Poaceae
Exons: 2
Coding region: 29-1348 (439 amino acids)
Source: RefSeq, a predicted model, not a curated record
CUCUCCCUCUAGCUUGGUAUCAGUCGCCAUGCCCUUCGAGGACAUCUUCGGCGAGCCGCCAUCUCCGGCCAUCACUCCGUCCUCCCCCGGGACCUCUCCUUCCCUUUCCCACAACACCACCGCUGCCCUCUCCUCCGAUCUCGCCCCAGUCCCGUCUGCCCCCGCUCCCCCUGUCGUACCACCGGCCGACACCCUCCUCAUCUCCUUCCACAAUGAUCAUAUCUCCAACCACAUAAAAUUCAAACUCGAUCCGGCCGAGAACAACUACAUCAAGUGGCGCACUUUCUUCUACUGCGUUCUCAUGCAGUAUCACGUGCAAGAUCACGUGGAUCGCCCGCCUCCUCCCAACCCCGAUGCGGCCUGGCUUGCGGUCGAUCAUCACCUCACCCUCUGGCUCUACUUCACCCUCGCCGACUCCAUUCUCAAGCUCGUCAUGGGCGGCGCCGUCAACGCGUUCACCGCGUGGCGUCGUAUCCGGGACUACUUCCUGGCCAAUGAAGGCGCCCAGUACCUUCAUCUGACGCGCCAGUUUCGGAACCUGAAGCAAGGAGACCUCUCCGUCUCUGACUAUGCUCGCCGUCUCAAGGCCCUCGCGGACGGCCUCGCGGACACCGGUCACGCGGUUGAGGAUCACGACCUCACCAUGCAGCUCCUUCAUGGUCUGGAUGCCCGCUUCGACACCAUCCGCACCAUCCUCGGCGAUACGGUCCCCCUGCCGCCGUUCCACGUCGCUCGCUCCCGCCUGGAUCUCGCCGAGUACAACAUCAACCUCCGGGUAGCGGAGGCCGGCUCGGCUGCUCUCACCAUCUCCGGCGGUCUCAACUCCAACAACGACCGCGGUGACCGCGGUGACCGCGGCGAUCGCGCCGACCGCACCGAUCGUGCCCCCCCAUCGGAUCGCGGAUCUAGCGGCAACGACGGACGUGGCGCAGGCGGCGGUGACCGCAGUGGCGGCCGUGGGCGCGGCCGGUCUGCGUCGGGUGGUCGCGGGUCCGCCCCGCCUCAAUCGUCCCCUUGGACCGGGUACUUCGCUCCGUACGGCAUGGCCCUCCCUGCCCCUCGCUCCGGGUGGGUUCCGCCUAAUGCUGCGGGUGUGCUCGAACCUCGCCCCGGGGUGCACUCUCAGGCGUAUCCACUGAUGCUGUCCGGGCCGUCGCCGCCGCCUCUGUCUACACCACCGUACCAGGCCGGCCCGCCUUCAUGGGAUCACGCCGCCUUGUUCCAGCACGCCUACAGCCAGCAGGGCCUCCCUCACCACGGAGCUGACUGGAUCCUCGACUCCGGCGCGGCCACACAUGUCACCGGCAAUCCUGGCACUUCAAACCCGGACUCCUCUUCUGACGUCUAGUAGCGCCGGUCCCCUCUACCCGUUCUCUGGAAAUAACUUUGUCGAUGGCGCUGCUUUCUUCACCACUCCAGGCGACUUGUGGCACCAGCGCCUCGGCCAUCCGGGCAAAGCUUCACUUGCCUCUAUCUCCAAGGAUUUUCUUCCAGAUUGUAAUAACACUGCCUGCUCCCCAUGUACGGCAUGUCAAUUAGGACGGCAGCCCCGUUUAGCUUUUUCCUCUUCCCAAAAUUGUACUAGUGCACCUUUUCAACUUAUUCAUUGUGAUUUGUGGACCUCCCCGGUUGUAA